AUGGCUAGAAAAGGAAAAGGAAAAGGAAAUAGAGCCGCUCCAGGUCGUAAGGAAAUCGGCGGACCGUCUACAUCCACAUGCCAUGGUCGUCGAGCCAACGGCGGAGGUGGUCAAGCCUCAGUCGGAAACAUGCGAGUCUUAGGCGGAGAAGGUACACCAGCUGUCAAUGGUAUUGAAACCUCACUCAGAUCUGCUCGAGUCUCAGGCAGAGCCGAAGGUGUUAGAUCCGUUGUCGAGGGGACCAGCGGAGUUCAUGGAGCAUCAUCGCACUCCUCUAACCUCUCUUCUCAUGGACCAGCGUCUGUGUCCAGAACACAAAUUCCGUCUCAGUAUCCACCGGCUUCACAACCCCAAGGCGCUCAUCACCUCCCCUUUCCGAUUCCAAACCCUCAACCGCCAGCCGUAGCCUAG
Messenger RNA from Arabis nemorensis, 411 nucleotides. Lineage: Eukaryota; Viridiplantae; Streptophyta; Magnoliopsida; Brassicales; Brassicaceae. The record is from the annotation of a GenBank genome assembly.